AUGAAUCGCUUCUCGAGCGGUGGAGAACUUGUGACUCCAUUUGAUCGGCAUCUUCGUGACGUCUAUGAAGGUCGUGCACGAGAUGGUCUUGCAUUUUUUGAAGCGCACGGCUAUUUCGAUGUAAGCGAGACAGCAAAUACUGUGCAAAUGUUUCGCGAGAAUGUGAGUCUGAACGAGUUUUGGGAUGGCCGAGAAGACCAUGAUACAAUUAGUUACAUUGAGCGGACUAUAGUUUAUCCUUUUGGCUCGAAAAGCAAGGUACCAAGCAGUCGCAUGCGCAGUGAACUUCAUCGGACAGACUCCGGGAGGUUUACGCUUUUAGAUGACGACGGUAAUCCAAUGACGGAAGAUGAUUUAUUAGAAAUGGAACGUGAAGAUCGUCUUAAGGUGAAGAGCAUAGAACUAGAUGAAGCAGAUAUGGCCGAGCUAGAGCACGAAAUGAUGUGCGUGAAAGAGGCAAUUGAAGUGAUCCGCGUUGAGAAGUAUCGAUUUCAGCGCGUGUUUUAUCGAGCUUUCUAUAUGGAAGAUGAUAAAAAAGCAUCAAUUGGCUUGAAUGAACGACAGAAUGCACCUGAAAAUGUUGGAAUUCCACAACUUUCACCCUCGAUAGAACUAGUGGAUCUGCCACCAUACAGUGGUAACCUUUUUGUGCUUCGAGAAACUAUGGUUUUGCUCCGACGUAGCUGGUGCAAGCGCUGGUGCACGCUUGACUUUCGGGAAUCUCUAAUGAAAAUGUUUAAACGCAGUUACUGGCAAAGACCUCGUGGCGACAUUGAUUUGCGUUCUGUAACGAAGGUAGAAAUGACGGGGCAAUGUGGUUUUCGCAUCGAGUUUCGAAUAGGUAACAUGAUACUUAUGCGUGCAAAGAACGAAAAAGAAGCGACACAUUGGGUACAACGAUUGCAUUUUGUAAUGCAGUUAAUGCGAAUACGACGUCCAGAGGUCUUACAACUCACUAAUAGUUAA
Plasmopara halstedii is the source of this 966-nucleotide messenger RNA. RefSeq lists its product as hypothetical. The transcript has a single exon. The record is from RefSeq and is a predicted model, not a curated record. NCBI's taxonomy places the organism in Eukaryota, Oomycota, Peronosporomycetes, Peronosporales, Peronosporaceae. The coding region runs from base 1 to 966 and encodes 321 amino acids.